Molecule: messenger RNA, 1307 nt
Organism: Struthio camelus australis
Lineage: Eukaryota; Metazoa; Chordata; Aves; Struthioniformes; Struthionidae
Gene: TMED6
Product: transmembrane p24 trafficking protein 6
Biological process (GO): endoplasmic reticulum to Golgi vesicle-mediated transport; Golgi organization; intracellular protein transport
Cellular component (GO): endoplasmic reticulum; COPII-coated ER to Golgi transport vesicle; Golgi apparatus
Source: RefSeq, a predicted model, not a curated record
AGCAGCAUGUUCCUGUUGGGUCUGCUGGCGCUGGGGCUGCUGGGCCCUGCGGGGUGCCCCAAGACGGAGCCCCUGCGUGGGUCCAGCGAUGAGCCUCUGUUCCGCGGGGCCGAUCGCUACGACUUCGCCGUCGUCGUCCCUGCGGGCACCGUGGAGUGCUUCUGGCAGUUCGCACACCAGAGCGGCAACUUCUUCUUCAGCUAUGAGGUGCAGUGGGCAUCAGGGAUGGCGAGCAACAGGCACAUCUUGGCCACGGUGAAUGACCCCAAUGGCUUCCGGCUUGGUUCUUCCCAGCACGUGCGAGGACAGAUCAACUUUCCAACCAAGGAGACAGGUUUCUACCAGCUGUGCCUGGACAACCAGCACAACCACUUUGGCUUCAUGCAGGUUUAUCUCAACUUUGGUGUGUACUACCAAGGCUUUGAUGUGGAGAAUGAGCAACAGGAAGAGAGGAAACAGUUGAAUGACACCCUGGAUGCCAUCGGGGUCAGCAUGCGGAAGCUGCAGGUCCACAUCUUCCACAUGUGGAGGUUUUACAACUUCGCCCGGAUGAGGAAAGGGGCUGACUCCUUCCUCCUCGAGUCCAACUACAACUAUGUCAACUGGUGGUCACUGGCUCAGAGCUGCGUUAUUGUCUUCUCUGGGGUGCUACAGCUCUACUUCUUGAAGCGGCUCUUUGCUGUGCAGCCCACUACCAGGCCAAGGUGCUAGGGGCUCUGAGCACCACCAACAUCCCACACAGCUGGCAGCACCAGCACCCAGCCUGCCUCUGCCUGCAGCCAACAGGAACUGAACUGCUCCUCUGCAUCUUCACACCAGUCCCCCUGCUGCCGCAGGACGGGGAGGGGAGGACCCGGUUCUGUCUCAGGGAGGAGGCAGUGCAGCUGGAUGCACAGAAUUCCCUGGGCUCCUUCCUACUCAGCUCUAGCCCUGCCUCUACUGAUAUCACUUUGAAGGAAAAAAGCUUGAAGUAAUUGCCUUAACUUUGUGUUUGUUGGGAACAAUGUUAUAUCUCUGCCAGUCUUUAAAGACAGAGUAUUAACAUGCCUUUCCUCUUAGAAACACAAUAAACAAACCCCUGGCACAAUCAGAGAGCGCUGGCUGCAGUCCAUCCCCUGCAAGCCGAAGCGAAGCAAGACCUACCCUGCAGGUAGCUGCCUGCCUGCUUCCUCCCUCCCAGGGAAGCACAGCUGUCAGCUUUGCCAGGCUGCCUCCCCACGAGCCCUGGCUGCUUGAUUUGACGCAGAUCCCUGUGGAUUCACACUCUGCGUGUGUUACCAUCUGACACCAACCUGAGCAAGGAAAAC